This is a messenger RNA of Trichomonas vaginalis G3, 1443 nucleotides long. Its product is annotated as spectrin binding. The record is from RefSeq and is a predicted model, not a curated record. Gene Ontology annotation, molecular function: protein binding. The transcript has a single exon. Lineage: Eukaryota; Parabasalia; Trichomonadida; Trichomonadidae. The coding region runs from base 1 to 1443 and encodes 480 amino acids.
AUGCCAGCAAUGCAAAAUUCAAAACUCUCUUUUGCACCACUUAUUGCAGUAGCAGCUUAUUAUCGAGCAAUGACAGUUUUUCAAACGUUACUUGAUAAAGGUGUAGAUUUAGAAUUUUCCGACUUUUCUAAUCACUCUAUCAAACCUUUAUUCCAUUAUGCUGUAGCUGGUGGUAAUCAAGGUAUUAUACAACUGUUAUUAACAAAUGACUGUAAUCUUGAUGGAGCAAUUAUUCCUUUGAUUCGCUAUGGACAUUUAGAAUUAGCAAAGCAAUUUGUUGAUUUCGUUAAAAGUGAAGGAAGUUCUACUUUUGUAGAUGUUUUGAACGAACUUUUUCCAGAAAAAAUCGAAAAUAAAAUUCCAAUUGCUCUUAAAUUAGCAAUACACUCACAAAAACCAGAGAUGUUAGAUUAUGUAUACACCGAAUUAAUAAAAUGCUGCGAUAAAAGUAUUUUAUAUCUAAAUGAGAAACAAUAUAGAACAGCUUUGCAUUAUGCAUGCAAAUUCGAUAAUUUCGAUAUAAUAGAAUACCUGUUUAACGAAGAUCCUUUUCAAAUUUGCCCCACAGAAGAAAAUCCAAUAACUCCUCUUCACAUUGCAUUUAAUUCGAAUCGUACAAUACAAAACAAAUCCAUGUGCAAACUGAUUCAACUGGUUGUAGAUUGUCCACAAUUAAAAGAAAAAUUAUCCGAAAUUUUUAAUUUAGUUGAUUACGAUAAUAUGUCAAUAUUACAUCAUGCAUCGAAAUGUGGAAACACUGAUGCAGUCAAAAUGCUUCUAGAUCUUUGUCCUGAAUUUGUUAAUGCAUCUUUACAGAGAAAUGACGGUUUUACGCCAAUUAUGUUAUGUGUAUCCAGUAGAGAUAUUCAGACAUUUACUAUUUUUAUUGAAAAAUCAAAGGAAUUUCAAGAAGAUUAUUUGAAUAUUUUUGGGGUUAAUAAUCUUGGCAGAAAUAUUCUUCAUAUUGCUGCGAGACAAAAUUUUAUUGAAGGUUUUAUAUAUAUCCUUGAUUUUUACCCACAAUUGUUGUAUCAAGCUGAUUAUUGUCAAAUGAGCCCAUUAAUUUCAGCUGUUAUUCAAAGGAAUUUUGAUAUUGUUGAUUAUAUUAUAGAAAGAGAACCAGAAUUUGUUUCCAAAGAUUUUUGUAAAAUUUCUGGAAAAAAUUUACUUCAUUGGCUGGCAAAAGUAGGUAACGCGGAAUCAUUAAUUGAAAAGAUACUAACAAGGAAGCUAAUUGACGUUGAUUGCGUUAGUUUUGAUCCUUCAUUAACACCAUUAUCAAUUGCUGUUAGAGAAGGGCAUGCAGGCACCGUUCAAACAUUAAUUAACUUCGGCGCAGAUCCUAAUUUCCCGGUUUCUGAAACAUAUAUACCUUCAAAAAUUCAAUGUUCAGAUUAUAUUAGGGAAAUCAUGCAUCUUCCUCCUCUUCAUUGCAAAAAUUGA